AUGAAACAUACCAAGCAUAAUAUUAUGCUAGUGCUUAUUUUUCUUCUGCUCAUUUGCAAAUUUGAGUAUUGUUACUCAAAUGAUGCUGCUAGUUGCGUUGAAGGGGAACGAAUUGCUCUUCACCAAUUCAAGGAAAGCUUAAUUGAUAUAUCAAACCGUCUCUCUUCAUGGAACGGUUUUGAUUGUUGUGAAUGGGAGGGAAUUUCUUGUAGCUCAACAACUGGCCAUGUCCUAAAGCUUGAUUUGCAUAACCCAACUCCAUAUCCUGAUGAUAUUGAAAACUAUUAUGAUAGAUUGCCAUCAAACUAUAGCAGCAACAUCUUGGGAGGUGAGAUCAAUUAUUCUCUUAUCAACUUAACACAUUUGAAUUACCUUGAUCUAAGCCUCAACAAUUUUUCUGGGAUCCGAAUUCCUGAAUUCUUUGGAUCUUUCAAAAACUUGAGGUAUCUUAACAUCUCAAGCUCUGGUUUUGUGGGAAAUAUUCCCACUCAUCUUGGAAAUCUUUCAAGCUUAGAGUAUCUCCACCUUGGAGGAGCUGUGGAUGGAGCUAUAUCUAAUGAUUUGGCUACAGAUAACUUAGACUGGUUGACUAGUCUUUCUUCCCUAAAAAGCCUUGACAUGUCUAAGAUUUUAAUUCAGCAUAGUGAAGAUUGGUUAUGCACCAUCAACAAGCUUCUGUUUUUAUCUUCUUUAAACUUGGCUAAUUGUUUCAUUAGCACGACUAGUCCUCUUUCACAUGUUAACUCCACCUCUCUCAUCUCCCUUGAUCUCAGUUUCAAUAGUUUAGAUUCUGCAUACUUUCCAUGUUUGUCGAAUCUCACAAGACUAGAGCAUUUGAAACUAAGCCACAACUCUCUUAAUUCUAGCAUGCUAGAAAUCUUUGAGCCCUUAGCCUCUCUAAAAGUCCUUGACCUUUCUGUAAAUACCUUUACAGGCACACUAGUUCCGUUGUGUAAGUUUCACAAAUUGAUUUUCAUGGAUCUUAAUUCUAACAACUUUCAAGGUUCAAUUCCCAAUUGUCUUGGAAACUUGACUUCUUUAACCUCUCUUCUCUUAAGUGAUAAUAGCUUUACAGGUUCAAUUCCAAAUACCAUUGGUAGUCUUUGUAGAUUGCAAGUGUUUGAUUUCUCCAUGAAUAAAUUGACGGACUUCAUUGCAGUUCUUUCUGAUUGUCUAUAA
This is a messenger RNA of Ipomoea triloba (trilobed morning glory), 1179 nucleotides long. RefSeq names its product receptor-like protein EIX2. The transcript has a single exon. The coding region runs from base 1 to 1179 and encodes 392 amino acids. Gene Ontology annotation, molecular function: protein binding. NCBI's taxonomy places the organism in Eukaryota, Viridiplantae, Streptophyta, Magnoliopsida, Solanales, Convolvulaceae. The record is from RefSeq and is a predicted model, not a curated record.